AUGGUCAAAGGAGCCUCUGUGGUUGGGAGCGGAAAAGGCGGCGGGAAGAAGGGCGGCGGGAAGAAAGGCGGAGGCAAGAAGGGCGCUGUCAAGAAGGGCGCAACCAAGAAAGGCGCAGCCAAGAAAAGCUCAGUCAAGAAGGGUGUCGGGGAAAAGGGCGGCAGCAAGAAGGGCGGCAGCGCGAACCUCUCCUCGUGGAGGGUCAACCACGAACCCAGACAGACGCGCUCCCGAGCGAACGGGCCGGGCGCCCAGCCGCUCGUUGCGCUGGACCUGGUCACCGGGGCGCAAACGGGUGAACAAUACCGCGGCGACGCCGCCAAGGUCGCCGGGCGUGCAAGGACCUGCUCCAGCGCCGGUUAUCUCAGCGCCGAUUAUCCCAGCGCCGGCCCCUCCUGCGCCUCCUCCAGCUAUUCAACUGCUGCCGCCGCCUCCUCCGCCUCCCCCGGCACCACAGCCGCCGGCGCCACCAGUUCCGCCGCCGACUGUCACACCCGUUGCUGGGCCGGCCACUGCUGGCCCGCCGGCGCCACCUCCUCCUCCUCCUCCUCCGCCGCCUCCUCCGACAUCCCCAAGUCCUUCACCAACGUCAACAUCUUCGUCGCCAAGUCCUCCACCACCGGCGCCGCCGCCGUCGGCUGCAGGUAG
Molecule: messenger RNA, 648 nt
Organism: Colletotrichum higginsianum IMI 349063
Lineage: Eukaryota; Fungi; Ascomycota; Sordariomycetes; Glomerellales; Glomerellaceae
Exons: 2
Coding region: 1-648 (215 amino acids)
Source: RefSeq, a predicted model, not a curated record